This is a messenger RNA of Pseudophryne corroboree (corroboree frog), 1206 nucleotides long. RefSeq names its product ephrin type-A receptor 8-like. Gene Ontology annotation, biological process: ephrin receptor signaling pathway; protein phosphorylation; axon guidance. NCBI's taxonomy places the organism in Eukaryota, Metazoa, Chordata, Amphibia, Anura, Myobatrachidae. The transcript has 3 exons. Gene Ontology annotation, molecular function: ATP binding; transmembrane-ephrin receptor activity; protein binding. The coding region runs from base 388 to 1206 and encodes 272 amino acids. The record is from RefSeq and is a predicted model, not a curated record. Gene Ontology annotation, cellular component: plasma membrane; dendrite.
GAUGCUGAGUGUGUUCCCCAGGUGAGAGCCAGGCAGCGUCAGUCUGUGCAGGGAGUUAUGUCCGAUGAAUGAUCACGCUGCAGAUUCCUGUCUAUGGAGAGGGAUAAAUCCAUUGCUGGAUGAGGAGACCCCCUAUGUGCUCGUGUACACUCCAGCCUGAGAGAGUGAGAAAGUGCCUGGUCCGCUGUGUGCGGGGGACAGAUGUAGGAUGGAGAGGGGGGUUCCAGCCACAAUUGGCUGCUGGGCUCUGACAGGCACUCAGCCCCCUCCUCCUCUUUGCAGCCUGUCUAUGUGUAUGUGAGAAAAUGGGUUUAAAGUGCGUCCGGAUUUGCUGGUGUCUGUAUCACAGUGAUACUGGGAGCCUGUGAGACAGCGAGAGCUACGGGAAUGGCUCAGACAUCCAGGGCUGCUUGUAUGCUGUGUGUAGGGUUCUGCCUGGUCUCCUGUGUCCAUGCCACCACCAGUGAAGUGAAUUUACUAGACACGGCGACAAUUCCUGGGGAUUGGGGUUGGCUGACGUAUCCGCCACAUGGGUGGGACUCCAUCAAUGAAAUGGAUGAGUUCUUCAGUCCUAUACACACAUAUCAAGUCUGCAACGUGAUGACCCCGAGUCAGAGCAAUUGGCUGAGGACAAACUGGGUGCAAAGAGAUGGUGCCCGCCGGGUGUACGCAGAGAUUAAAUUCACCCUGAGGGACUGUAACAGUAUGCCUGGAGUGUUGGGCACAUGUAAGGAGACCUUCAACUUGUACUACAUGGAGAGUGAUCGAGACCUGGCCACCAGCACAAGAGAGAGUCAGUUCAUGAAGAUUGACACCAUUGCUGCAGAUGAGAGUUUUACCAGUGUGGACCUUGGAGUACGGAGACUGAAACUUAAUACAGAGGUCCGGGGUGUUGGCCCUUUGAGUAGACGGGGAUUUUAUUUGGCCUUUCAGGACAUUGGGGCUUGUAUCGCCAUUGUGUCAGUUCGAGUGUAUUAUAAAAAGUGUCCAUCUAUGGUUCGGAACUUAGCUGCUUUCUCUGAAGCAGUGACGGGAGCAGACUCAUCUUCUUUGGUAGAGGUCCGGGGCGAAUGUGUGGGGCACUCAGAAGAGAAGGACACUCCAAAAAUGUACUGCAGCGCAGAAGGAGAAUGGCUUGUACCCAUCGGGAAGUGUGUCUGCAGUGCCGGUUUCGAGGAACGGAUUGAUUCUUGUGUAGGUAAGUGA